Molecule: messenger RNA, 288 nt
Organism: Rodentolepis nana
Lineage: Eukaryota; Metazoa; Platyhelminthes; Cestoda; Cyclophyllidea; Hymenolepididae
Source: the annotation of a GenBank genome assembly
AUGGAUUUGAUAGGCCUGGUAAUCCUAGGCUUUGCAGUCUACGCCUACAUUGAACCAGUGGCGCAGGAAUUGAUCGAGGUCUCUAAUCGUCGCACCAUAGCGACAGUGGUUCUUUUUGUGCUGAUGGGUCUGGGUUCGCUGACGCUCAUUGUUGCCCUCUUUGGCUGCUGUGGGGCCUAUCACGAAUCACCAUGCCUCCUUGCCACGUACUUUAUCUUCCUCAUCCUCAUCUUCGCCAUCCAACUUUCUGGAGCUGCGGCUGGAUACUUUUACAAGGAGAAGUUAUAG